AUGGCACAAUUGGACGUCACGUUGACCAAAUCCCUUAUACUGCUAGAUCUUUCACCUGUAGCGGAGCAGGACAAAGCCGACAAGUACUCCACCCGCGCGGAAGAAUGUUUAGCCACAACAGUGGAAUUCAUGAUGCUCUUGCAAGCCAGAAUCAGAGCGCUCAAAUUAUGGCAGUGUAUGCCCCGUGUUCGAGUGGCAGCACAACAAUCCUUCUCGAAUAAUCCUGCUCAAGUUUAUGGGCCUCGAUCAGUUGAACUACCAAUCCUACCCAUCCCAAAAGUCAACGCAAAUAUUUGGGACUGGGACAACCUCUGGAGAUUGUUCAAUGCAAACGCACUCACAGGAACUACUAGAGCGCUUCAAGUUCAACUAUCUUCGAGAUGCGCUUUAAGGAGUAGUCAAAGAAAGCUGAUCAACAGAUUGGAUAGCUUCCAGCUACGGAGUCAAUCCCUGAAGGAUCAGCGUACACUUUCCGAUCAAGUAAUCAUUCAACCACUAAGAAAAAAGGGCGAACAAGUUGAGAGUCAACGGACAGUGAAGAGGAUAUUGUCGAAAUUUCCGAGAGAUUUUAGAGAAAAAUCCUCGCGAAAAAACGUUCUACUCUCUGAAAUGUCCAACCAGUUCUUAUGCAAGGUUUUUUUUGAUUUCAUAGAAGAUUUACCUUUCGGUGAGCAGCUGAUUCAAGUGUAUCUACAUGAACAACGAGAGACGACUUACCUGGGAUGCAUAUGCAGAAAGCAGCACGGUCUCGCGAAAUUCUACCAUGCAUUUAUUGCAAAGGAGGCUACAGAUCAGCAGAACGCAACUCCGCAAGAACGAGCACAAUACCAGCGAGAAAGGAACGUGUGCCAUCGGUUCACCAUGCAGCAGCAGACUGCAGCAGGCAACCUUUUAUCCGGUGCCAAGGUCCGCACCACACAACCACCUGUUGUUUUGAAUCUGAAUUCAAACACAUCCUCUGUGCAUUCCACUAAAGGAAACUCUCAGCAAACUUUACAACGAUUUGACCAAAGGUCUCAGAAGAAGCAAACCGAGACCGUGACCAAAGUUAACCUGGUGGCGUGA
Messenger RNA from Cooperia oncophora, 1065 nucleotides. Lineage: Eukaryota; Metazoa; Nematoda; Chromadorea; Rhabditida; Trichostrongylidae. The record is from the annotation of a GenBank genome assembly.